Molecule: messenger RNA, 1828 nt
Organism: Miniopterus natalensis
Lineage: Eukaryota; Metazoa; Chordata; Mammalia; Chiroptera; Miniopteridae
Product: neuroendocrine secretory protein 55-like
Biological process (GO): response to parathyroid hormone
Source: RefSeq, a predicted model, not a curated record
GCUUGCCCAAAUCCUUUCAAACAAGGUUCCCUCCUGCCACCUGCCGGCCCACUAGGGUCUGCGCCUAGGAGUUGACGCCGCCGCGCAGCUCGCCGGGAGGAGCCCCCGCCUCCUUACUGCACAUGCCCGGCAGAAGUCCGGGCGCGCAACUUUGCAGAACCUCUCCACCCGUCUCUCCGCUCCUCAGUCUCCUCUCUCCUCUCGCAGACGAGAGGACCUGCGGAGGCAUCUCUCCCGAGUCUUAGACUGCAGAGUCUGAGACUUCGAGAGAGGAGCCCGGGAGGAGAUAGACUUUUCCUCCCCUUUCUCCAUCCCUUCCUUUUGCUCAGAGAGGCGAGCAGAGGCGCGGAGCUUUAGAAAGUUGAGUUGUCAGAACGGUAGGUGCUUCCCUUUUUGCCCUUACACCGAGGCAGGGCUGGGACCUCCGGACCCAGCUUCUCACCUCGUAAGGUGCACCUUUUUCGGCUCUAGCCGCCAAUGCGCACCGGAGCCACUCUCUGCAGAGCCAGAGGGUGGGUCGGCUUCUCGGCGUGUGCCUAAGAGAAUGGAUCGCAGGUCCCGGGCUCACUGGCGCCGAGCUCGCCACAGUUACAACGAUCUGUGCCCACCCAUUGGCCGCCGGGCAGCUGCCGCGCUCCUCUGGCUCUCCUGCUCCAUCGCGCUCCUCCGCGCCCUUGCCACCUCCAACGCCCGCGCCCAGCGCGCAGCUGCCCAGCAGCGCCGGAGCUUUCUUAACGCCCACCACCGCUCCGCAGCCCAGGUGAUCCCCGAGCCCUCCGAUUCUGACACCGAUCAGGAGGAGGCAGACCAAGACCUGUCCCUCCCCGACUGCCCAGAGUACGAGGAGGAGUUCGACUACGAAUCCGAGACCGACACCGAGUCUGAUAUUGAGUCCGACACCGACUUCGACACCGAGACGGAGACCGCCCCCACCACUGAGCCCGAGACCGAGCCCGAGGACGAGCGCGGCCCCGUGGUGCCCAAGCAGAGCACCUUCAGCCAAUCUCUCACCGAGCGUCUCCAAGCUCUGAGGCUGCGGAGCCCCGACGCCUCCCCGAGUCGCGCGCAGUCCAGCACUCAGGAGCCCGGGAGCCCCAGAGAGGGGGAGGAGCCUGAGCCCGAGGACAAGGAUCCGAGGGACCCCGAAGAGUCUGAGGAGCCAAAGAAGGAGAAGCUGCAGCAGAGUCGCUGCAAGCCCAGAAAGCCCACCCGCCGCGACCCAUCCCCGGAGUCCCCUUCCAAAAGGGGUCCCAUCCCCAUCCGGCGUCACUAAUGGAGGACACGGUCCAGAUUCUCCUUGUUUUCUUUGAUUCAGGUUGGUUGCCCACCGUGGAACUGGGAAGCCUGGGGUCGGUGUGGGAGCAGCGGGAGGAAGGGAAGGAGAAGGAAGGACAGGUUGGAAAGUCAGGUUAGGAAGAAGGCGGGAAGAGAGUGGGCUCAGCUGGCUAGCCCGGGAAGUGGGAGUCCAGGAGAGCCUUCCAGGGCGCCAGAGGACGCCUGCAUGACCAAAGGCUUGUUAGACGGCACGGGUGCUCCUUGCACCCCGCUGGAGACAGCCUUAAGUCUCCGAGCUGGUGUCCAGGACGCACGACUGAACCCCGGACGCACCCCCAGAUUUCUAAAUGCACACCCAAAAGGCAUGGGUAAGUGACUUGUUUUCUGCAUUUUUCCGCUCUUAUGGAUACUAAUCUCAAACCAGUUGACUUUAGCGGGCGCCGGAUAUGUGGUUCGGAGGCGCGCGCGCCAACUUUCACAAAGCCAGAGCAGCCGCGCUGUAGCGACACUGUUGCAAUGUGAGAAAAGUAAUCAGACCGGGAUUGGGUGAGAA